This is a messenger RNA of Filobasidium floriforme, 1695 nucleotides long. RefSeq lists its product as uncharacterized. The record is from RefSeq and is a predicted model, not a curated record. NCBI's taxonomy places the organism in Eukaryota, Fungi, Basidiomycota, Tremellomycetes, Filobasidiales, Filobasidiaceae. Bases 1 to 1695 code for a protein of 564 amino acids. The transcript is spliced from 7 exons.
AUGAGUUCCUUAGGUAGCAAGACCCCAGACUAUGGUGAUGACUUCUCAUUUCAGCCCACAGUCCAGCCCAUCGACUUUGAGGCUCUGGUUAAGAGCCUCGCACAGAGAGCCGCUGCGUCCGACGUUCUGCCUGCGCCCAGGGUCGCUGUGGAGAAGAGUAUCGAGGAGACAUACACGACGGCUGAGUCCAGCUUGUACCCGUCGCAAGUGCUCCAGUGGAGCAGACUCGCGUUCCAAGAGGGAAUGAUCAACGCUACUACCGAGGUACUAAGCGCAAAUCUUUCUGUCCUGAUUGACGAUGACCACGUCAACGGAGAAUACCAGUUUACACUUGCGGAGAAAGAUGAACCAGAUGAACGGUGUGAGAACUUACGGCAAUGUGUACACGAUGGGCUAACAAACAUUCAGGACACCAUGACCCACCCGGCCUUCAAAGACAGAGUUGAUUCUCUUGACAUGCUGAUACGGCUCUGCUCGGCCAUCAGCGAUCAGUGUUACUUGAUCGUCAUGCAGGUCAGGCAACUUGCUGUUGACCACAACAACGAUCAUAACGGAUGGACAGAAGCAGCGAGAAAGGUUACGGCAAUCCUUGAGCCGAUUACUGCGGUGAUAUUCAGCGAACGAACGAUACAAAAGCCUCAAUGCUCAGAGAAAGACCUUUCGGCACGUCGAGAGGAGUUGGCCCGAGUCAUACACGAAUUGAAGAACAUCAUUGCCCAGAAUGAGACCUAUGUAUCGCCAUCUGAUUCAGCAAUCAUGAACGAUCUGAUUCUUGUCUGCGCGAUGUUCAACGAUUCCAAAGUAGCAGUUCAGCUUCGUCCCAGUCGGUUUGAUCAUUAUCAUUACGUGAUCUGCCUGUGCCGCGGCUAUGAAGGGGAAAGGUUGCGUUCUUUGGUCAAAAAUGGCGUUUGCGCAAAAGUCGUGAUGACCAGGCAACUCUCUAGCUGCGAACAGGGCAUCGAAUUGUGGCUGUACAAGUGGACUUCGUCGGUUGGAGAUCACCCGACGCCGCAUUCAGUGGCAGGAUCGUUGGCUUGGCUACGUGACGAGCCAACGAUGGGAAGCGGGACAAAGGAAGGUAUUUCAGAAUUCUCAAAAGCUAGCGAUCAAAUGGCUACAAAUAUGGCUGCUGAUAUUUCCGAUUGGACCUGCGAAGAAUCAUUGUCAGCAGACAGCACCCCAGACAAUAAUCAAAACGGCGACUUUACCGGAAUCAAAACGCGCCUUGGCGUUUACUCGUAUUGUUGGAAACAGUUGGGAGCAAGGUGGAAAAGCCUGAUGGAGGUUAGCCAGGGCGAUAUAUCGAAGGAAUCAAGAUCUUUGGAGAAGAAUAGCUCGGUUGCCAAGAGCACUCUUUCGCUUUGCGAGAAGGCGCAUGAACUCUGUCAGAUGCAUUCCGAUCGGCCUCUUCUAGAGACUGACAUUCUGUCAAUCGUAGAAAAUUAUUUCUGGGAAGCUGUGGACAUCCGCCAAGGGAUGAAGAACCAAAAUGCGCCAACCGGUGGAACGAGUGUUGAGGUUACGAAGCCUUCGACAAACGAGGAUGUAAACGGCAUUGAUCCGAUGGAGGCCGUUCGGGAGGCUUCGAGCAGGCUUGGGAAGAUGAGCGACAUGUUGAUUUCACUCAUCAUGGUGAAAAAGCUAUCCAUCGAUGCUUUCAACCAAGUACAGGACCAAGUACUGGGACGCCGGUAG